Messenger RNA from Homo sapiens (human), 2961 nucleotides. It is a transcript of the gene ZNF223, whose product is annotated as zinc finger protein 223. Gene Ontology annotation, molecular function: sequence-specific DNA binding. The transcript is spliced from 5 exons. Gene Ontology annotation, biological process: negative regulation of DNA-templated transcription; regulation of DNA-templated transcription. Gene Ontology annotation, cellular component: nucleus. The coding region runs from base 791 to 2239 and encodes 482 amino acids. The record is from RefSeq and is a predicted model, not a curated record. Lineage: Eukaryota; Metazoa; Chordata; Mammalia; Primates; Hominidae.
AGUCUGAGGUUCCUGCUUUAAUGACCGGGGUAGUUUGAGCCAUUUCUGCGUCUUGCAGGACAUUUUGAACGAACCCCCUUUGCUUGAGGCUCGCAACCACCCGAUGAUCGAUGAUCGUCUCAGGGGAAAAGAAGCCUUGGCGAAGAGCAGAGGUUUAGAGGUGCGAGGGCGGGGAGGGUGUUUAUUGUUCCCGUCAGCGGAGCCUUCUGGCGUCGGGGGGCUUUGCUCGCCUCCCGGGGGGUGGGAUUGGGGUGGCCUUGUGUGCCCUGCUCUGAGGGUUUCCAGGACUUUGACCUCGCUCAGUCCGCCUCCCUACGUAUGCAGUGUGUACACUCUUUCUCGCAGUGUGAUGUGGAAUGUUAAUGUCUCUGUACUUCCCAUUGCUGUUCUUUAAAAUGGUGCUUAUAGGGUCAUCCUAAUAGAAUUGUUUUGCGAAUUGAAAGAGAUAAUACAAAUGAAAGCCUUAAAGUUGUCCCUGUCACUUGGUGAGUGGUCUCUUGUUGCCUGAUAUUUUAAAACGUUUGAUAUCAUUUCAAAGCUAUAGAAAAAUUGCAAAAACAGUAUAAGAAAUUCUCAUAUACCCUUUACCCAAAUUUGCCAAGUGUUUACAUUUUUCCUGUUUGCUUUGUUGAUGACCAUCAACCAAAUACCACCAGGAACAUACCUGUAACCAGAGACAGCUGAUUGGUAGCUUUCUGCAGCAAGGAAGCCCACAUACCACGGCACAAUUCUGCUUUCCCUGGAACUGUGUCAUUCAGGACUCUGCAAAUUCCCUAAAGUAGGAGGAAAAAUGACCAUGUCCAAGGAGGCAGUGACCUUCAAGGAUGUGGCAGUGGUCUUCACUGAGGAGGAGCUGGGGCUGCUGGACCUUGCCCAGAGGAAGCUGUAUCGAGAUGUGAUGCUGGAGAACUUCAGGAACCUGCUGUCAGUGGGGCAUCAACCAUUCCACCGAGAUACUUUCCACUUUCUAAGGGAGGAAAAGUUUUGGAUGAUGGAUAUAGCAACCCAAAGGGAAGGGAAUUCAGGAGGCAAGAUCCAACCUGAGAUGAAGACUUUUCCAGAAGCAGGACCACAUGAAGGGUGGUCCUGCCAGCAGAUCUGGGAAGAAAUUGCAAGUGAUUUAACCAGGCCUCAAGACUCUACCAUAAAGAGCUCUCAGUUCUUUGAACAGGGUGAUGCCCACUCCCAGGUUGAGGAAGGACUAUCUAUAAUGCACACAGGACAGAAACCUUCCAAUUGUGGGAAGUGUAAACAAUCCUUCAGUGAUAUGUCCAUCUUUGAUCUUCCUCAGCAAAUACGCUCAGCAGAGAAGUCUCAUUCCUGUGAUGAGUGUGGAAAAAGCUUCUGUUACAUCUCAGCGCUUCAUAUUCAUCAGAGAGUCCACCUGGGAGAGAAACUCUUUAAGUGUGACGUGUGUGGUAAGGAAUUCAGUCAGAGUUUACAUCUGCAAACUCAUCAGAGAGUCCAUACUGGAGAGAAACCUUUCAAAUGUGAACAAUGUGGGAGAGGCUUCAGAUGUAGAUCAGCACUUACAGUUCAUUGCAAAUUACACAUGGGAGAGAAACAUUAUAAUUGUGAGGCAUGUGGGAGGGCCUUCAUUCAUGAUUUCCAGCUUCAGAAACAUCAGAGAAUUCACACAGGGGAGAAGCCAUUCAAAUGUGAGAUAUGUAGUGUGAGCUUCCGUCUUAGGUCAAGUCUUAAUAGGCAUUGUGUGGUCCACACAGGAAAGAAACCAAACAGCACUGGGGAAUAUGGAAAAGGCUUCAUUCGUAGGCUGGAUUUGUGUAAGCAUCAGACGAUCCACACAGGAGAGAAACCAUAUAAUUGUAAAGAAUGUGGGAAGAGCUUCAGACGGUCCUCCUAUCUUUUGAUCCAUCAGCGAGUCCACACUGGAGAAAAGCCAUACAAAUGUGACAAGUGUGGGAAGAGCUACAUUACUAAGUCAGGUCUUGACUUGCACCAUAGAGCCCACACAGGAGAGAGACCUUAUAACUGUGAUGACUGUGGGAAGAGCUUUAGACAGGCCUCAAGUAUUUUGAAUCAUAAGAGACUCCAUUGCCGAAAAAAACCAUUCAAAUGUGAGGAUUGUGGAAAGAAGCUUGUAUACCGGUCAUACCGUAAAGACCAACAAAAAAACCACAGUGGAGAAAAUCCAUCCAAAUGUGAAGACUGUGGGAAGCGCUACAAGAGGCGCUUGAAUCUUGAUAUAAUUUUAUCAUUAUUUUUAAAUGACACGUAAGUGUUGUACAUAUUUAUGGGGUACAGUGUGAUAUUUAAAUAUAUGUAUAUGAUGUAUAAUGAUCAAAUCAGUGUAAUUAGCACAUUUAUCACCUCAAUUAUCUCUUUUUUGUGUUGAGAAAAUUAAAAAUUCAUUGUUCCAGCAGUUUGAAAAUAAAUUGUUGUCGAUGAUAGUCACCUUUAGUGCUGCAGAACAGCAGAACUUCUUCCUCUUAUCUACCUGUACUUUUGCAUCCAUUAGCCAACCUUUGGCCAUCCCACCUAUCCCUUACCCUUCCCUGCCUCUAGAGCCACUGUUCUCACUACUUCUAAGAAAUCAGCUUUUUAAGCUUCCCCAUGUGAUUGAGGACAGUUUGAAGUUAGUGUUUCAGCCAUAGCUCAGCAUACCCCAGUGGUCGUGGGACUGUCAGAGCAGAGAAUGCUGCAGGGUUUCUAACAGAAGUUUGACAAUUAGUUAUUAUUCAGGAGACAGGUCUUAGUAUAAGAGUUUGUUCACACACUUUCAAAACACUAAUGAUGAACAUGUCAAAAUUGAUGACCACUAGAAUGUCAGCCACAUGUGUCUUUGUAUUUUUGCUGCAUCCUUACAUUGCUUGAGUCUGGAAGAUUGAGGCUGCACUGACCUAUGGUAGUGCUACUGCACUCCAGCCAGGGCAACAGAGUGAGACCCUGUCUCCAAAAAAAAAAAUUAAAUAAAUACCUUUCUUUGUUUCUAGACAAGCA